Molecule: messenger RNA, 1513 nt
Organism: Harpia harpyja (harpy eagle)
Lineage: Eukaryota; Metazoa; Chordata; Aves; Accipitriformes; Accipitridae
Gene: CMTM7
Product: CKLF like MARVEL transmembrane domain containing 7
Exons: 5
Coding region: 117-650 (177 amino acids)
Cellular component (GO): membrane
Source: RefSeq, a predicted model, not a curated record
CGCCCGGCCCCUGGCGGCCCCGGGGCGCCGCCGCCCGCCCCUCGCCGUCCCGCCCCGUCCCGUCCCGUCCCCCUGUCCCGGGCCGGGCGGCGGCGAGGGGAGCGCGGGAGGGAGCCAUGUCUCACGGGGCGCGAGUGAUCCGCACCGGGGUGAGCAGCGGGGGGCCCGCGGCCCCACCGGCCGCCGCCUCCUCCUCCUCCUCCUCAGCGGGCGCGGACGCGGAGCUCAUGGACGGCGCCUAUUUCCGCUCCUGCGCCGGCAUGCUGAAGGUGGCCCAGAUGAUCUCACUGCUGGUUGGAUUCAUCAGUGUAAAUAAUUCUCCAUGGACGGAUUACAGUGCAUACAGCUACUUUCAGAUUGUUACCAUGUGUGACUUGGUUAUGAUUUUGUUCUUCUACAUUAUCCACAUUUUCAGAAUCUACAGGAAGCUUACUUGCGUUAGCUGGCCACUUGCGGAGUUUCUUCAUUAUUUAAUCGGUACAAUUCUGCUUCUCAUUGCAUCGAUUGUAGCAGCAUCCAAGAGUUACAAUUUGACUGGACUUGUGGCUGGAGCGACUUUCGGGUUCCUAGCUACGAUCCUUUGUGUUUUAAGCAUAUGGUCAUCUUACAAGGUUUCGUGCAUCACGCAGUCAACAAAUGCAUCUGUGUGACUCCUUCAUCUCUGCAAGACAUCUGCCUUCCUUACAAAAUAGGAUACCAAAGAGGAGCGUCCACUACUGAGGAGAGAGCAUGGGUAUUUUGUUACUAGCCUGGACAGCCGGUAGCGUUUGAAGAUCUACUUGAAUGCCUAUGCAAAACAAUGUUGUGAACCAAAGUUUUUUGCUCUCCGCACUCCCCCCCCCCUCCCCAAGAAGUUUAUAAUGGAGAACCUGCUUUUUAUGAGCUUUACAGAGAAAGACAACUUCUGUCUCACAAGCCGGGCUGUGGUCAUUUCCAGCUAUUUGCAAUAAGUGCAUUUAAAACUCAUUUGGAGAGUCAUUUGGUUCUCCUUUCAGAGGGAUGGAAAAAUUCCUUCUGAUUUCCUCCAUCUGUUUACAGAAGGGAAAUCCUGAAAAUUCCUACCUGAUUCUUAACUUCCAAAGGUGAUUUGUUUAACGAAGGAACUGUUACAAACUGAUUUGUGCCUGGAUAAGCUGACCCAAGUCUUUGUUAUCUCUUUCUAUCACAACUGUGGACUUUUUCUAACAUCAGCUCAGCCAGCACCAAAAACUAUGAACUGCAACUUGAAUACAUCAUUACAAACACUCCCUACUAGCCCCAACAGUACAUGAUGAAAUCAGGUUUUUUCUCCAUGAAUUUUUACAGGUUAUUAUCAAUCAAAGAUUAUUCUUAAAAACUUCCCUCUGCCAAAUACAAGAAAAUACAUCUCCAAGAAUAUGUGUUUAAUAUUUUGUGGGAUCUUUUUUUUGCCUUUUCACAAAUAUUCAUUUGUAAAAUGGGUAUUUGUAAGACCUGUUCUGUAGAAAAUUUCUAUGCAUUUCCUAUAAAUCAUUCUCUUUGGAGUCUAACAGUG